This is a messenger RNA of Dicrocoelium dendriticum, 1836 nucleotides long. The record is from the annotation of a GenBank genome assembly. Lineage: Eukaryota; Metazoa; Platyhelminthes; Trematoda; Plagiorchiida; Dicrocoeliidae.
AAUACCGUUACUCGCUUCUAAUGUAUACGGCGGUGAUUCAAGUGUCAUGAAAGUCGCCAAAUGUCUAAAGCCGAUGGGGAAUUAAAAACAAAAUUUGUAAAAAGUUCCUGGACACCUCUUCGUGACCCCCUUCUAAAUUCGAAGGUUUUUGAGGACAGGCGUACGUUGAUUGUUUCAUGGUUCAGUAAAUGGUCAGAGUACCAAAGAAAGCGCGUUAUAUGUGAUCUUAUUCCACUAUGCACAAAAAAGCAAAUCGAAUAUUUUGAAGAUAUUCUGCGCAAGAAGGUCCCUGCUUAUAAUGUAGAUUUCACACGAGUGCUUCCGCGUGUGCUUACCCUUUAUACAUUUUCCUUCCUGGAUCCAAGGAGCCUGUGUAGAUGUGCGCAGGUUUGUUGGUACUGGAAGUACCUGGCGGAUUCCAAUGAAAUAUGGGCUCCGAAAUGCCUUCAUCGAGGAUGGAACCUACCGUGUGCAGUAGAUGGAGCUGCUCCGGGUGUUUGGAAAAGGCAUUACAUUCAAAAGAUCAGAUAUAUGCAGCUAACAUGGCCCACGAAGGUUGCAGCGACCAGGUUGUUGGAGAAACUGGAACAAGUUGAACGCGUUUCCAGACAAGAAUUGGAGUGGUGUCGGGAGAGCGCGCGGAGAGAGAAGAAGACGCGUUCACAACAGCUUCACUCUGAAGCAGAAGCCAGUCAGAAGCAGAUGCAACCGAAUCAGCCUGUUUGGCGGGGACCUGACCGAUACCCCAUGGAAACCAGAAGAAUGAACUACCUUGACAACGAUUUCGAUUUACUGGGAAAUCGGGACAAUAAGACACGAAGCAGCAGCAUCUGCCCACUAGCUCGAGUGGCACUGGAAAAUGGGAUUCCACGACGACCACUAACGUCUGCUGACCGAAUGCCACCCAAAAUCCUCACACCGACCGAUCGAACAGUGUCCACAAUUCGAGUGUCCAAUCCACCUAAAAUCAACUUUAUGGCGGUGGGACCACAGGUACCAUGGAAACCGAGCUCACGCUUCCCUCAGCGUAAGCCCCUUGAGGCAGCCGAAGAUCUCAAGUGGAAGUAUAAUAGUUCACCGCAUACUUGUCGCUGCCAGAUACAACGACACAUGCAAAGGGAUCAGGUUGUGUACAGGGCAAGUCCUGAGGGAGCUGGAGCGCCUACCAUGAGAGAAUAUUUGACUGACAGCGAGAAGUAUGGCAGUCGCAAUUGUUUAGAUAUGCAUCAUGAUGGCAGCGAACGAACAUUGAGAGAUCUAAACAAACUAAGGACCUUGAGUUUGCCUCCUACACCCCAAUAUUCAAAACAAAUAUUGCAACCUCCCCUCGGCGACAUGGACGAAGUGGCUACCGAACAGGCGGUACAAUAUCCUCCCUCUAUGCAAUCUCCAUCCUUUGGGAUUACCCAGCUCGGGACAACGGAUGAAACAUUCCACAGGUCCAGUCGUACUCCAGAGCCCAAACCCAGAAGGGGUCCGUCUCGAGAGGUAGCAGGCAACUAUGAGUCACUGAGAGAAAUCACUGUCCAAGGAGACACUCUAGCAAAUGAAGAGGCAGCGAACCAUUCUGAGGUCAUCACACGCGGAACAUCCGAUCUGCGAAGUUCGACGAACAACUAAACCAUCUGGUGACCCGAUGGUACUGCUAACUCCCCAGUGAAACCGGUGACAGCAUCCACACAUUCACACAAAUUGGCAGGCAUCUCAAGUCCUGCUUGUUUAUUAGCUGGUUUUGUACUGGAACACCUGCUUCCGCAUCACAUCGUUUGGUCAUCCUGCUCAGCUUUGUUGUGUUGUGUGAAUCACUUUCAAUAAAUAUCAAUCAUCCGACUUCUG